CACCGUGCCUCCAAAAACCAGCACCAGUCCACCGACUCUGAGAUUCCCAGUCUCGGAUUUCAGGUGCUUGAUCUCCCAGUGCUGUUUGUCAUUACUGGGUUUCCACUGACAGAGUGCGGUUCAGUCAAGGCUCUCCUAUUGACUGUGCACUGGAUUGAACAGCAAGUGUAAUAAUAUGACAGAGCACUGAGUCAGUGCGUGUCAAGCCUAAGAGGAAGGACUUGACUGGGGGGUUGGGAGGGCAAAAGCAAAUCUUUUGACCCCGGCCAUCAUCCUCUGACAAACCGGAGCGCAGAACCACAGCACCGACUCUCGGUCUUCUUCAUCGAAAUCUCUCAACGCAUUUGAACCCAAAUUAUGCCCGGGAUGUGACGAAUCCAUUCCUGAAUCGAGAGAUCAGUUUAUUGGAGUCGAGUCUCGUGUGUUUUUAUUGCUCAGUCAUUCAGCGCGUGGUGCGCGGCUUUGACAACAUGGAGAGUGUGGAGAAGGAGUGCGGCGCCCUGGGUGGAUUAUUCCAGGCGAUCGUCAACGAUAUGAAGAACUCAUACCCAGUGUGGGAGGACUUCAGUGCCAAGGCCACAAAGCUACACUCGCAACUCAGGACCACGGUACUGGCAAUGGCUGCUUUCCUGGAUGCAUUUCAGAAGGUGGCAGACAUGGCAACAAAUACAAGAGGUGCUACCAGGGACAUCGGUUCUGCCCUGACCCGAAUGUGCAUGCGCCACCGCAGCAUUGAGGCCAAACUGCGACACUUCACCAAUGCUCUUAUGGAGAAACUGGUCACACCACUCCAAGACAAGAUAGAAGAGUGGAAGAAGACAGCUGCUCUUCUAGAUAAAGAUCAUGCCAAAGAAUACAAACGGUCUCGACAGGAGAUCAAGAAGAAGUCCUCUGAUACUCUGAAGCUACAGAAAAAAGCCCGGAAAGGUCGAGGAGGUUUGCAGCCUCAGUUGGACAGUGCUAUGCAGGAUGUGAGUGACAUGUACUUGCUGAUGGAGGAGACGGAGAAGCAAGCCGUGCGCCGAGCCCUCCUCGAAGAGAGGGGCCGCUACUGCAACUUCAUUAGCUUCUUUCAGCCUGUAGUGAAUGGAGAGAUCUCUAUGCUGGGAGAGGUUACUCAUCUCCAGGCCAUUAUGGAUGAUCUUUCUGUGCUGACCACUGAUCCACAUAAACUGCCAGAGGCCAGUGAACAGGUUAUUCUGGACUUGAAGGGUUCUGACUACAGCUGGUCCUACCAGACUCCCCCCUCCUCCCCAAGCAGUACUGGCUCCAGGAAGAGCAGCCUGUGCAGUUUGGUGCAUUUACCACCAGGUGGCGCUCAUCGCCUGAGCAGCGUCUCCUCGCAUGAUUCUGGAUUCAUCUCUCAUGAUGCCAGCAUGCACUCCAAACCUCCUUCUCCCAUGCCAUCAGACAUUACCAGCCAGAAAUCAUCCAGCUCUGCGUCCUCUGAAGCAUCAGAGACUUGUCAAUCUGUAAGCGAGUGUGGCUCUCCCAUAGCAUUUGGCUCGUCCUUUACUACUUUCCACCUUGCUCACACUUACAAUGGCUCCAUCAGACCUCUCCCCUUAAUAUCCUUUAAUCAUUCCCCUGGAUCACACUCCCCCUCACCCACAACCAAAGUUCAUCACUGGAAGCAAGACUGGUCGAAAGUACCUCACUAUGAGCAGCAGGGGGUGGCACAGCAACGCAGGAGUGAAACCGUGGAGUCCCCUAGUGGAGCAAGAGGAUCUCUGCACCCAGAGGACCCAUACAGGACUAGAGUGAAUCCUACGAACAUCAGUGCCAAGCACGGGAAACCAAUGAUGUCUGCAGCCAGUGAGCUUGCCAUGGUUCUGACACGUGGUCUGAGUAUGGAGCAGCAGAAGAGCAGCUGUGACUCCCUUCAGUAUUCGAGUGGAUACAGCACACAGAACACCACUCCAUCCUGCUCUGAGGAUACGAUCCCCUCACAUGUUUCCGACUAUGACAGCUACUCAGUGAAUGGGGAUGUCGACUGUGAUGCUCAGUCAGACUUCGACAAAUCUUCUACUGUCCCUCGGAACAGCAAUCUGGCCCAGAAUUACCGUCGCAUGAUUCAGACCAAGAGACCUGCAAGCACCGCGGGGCUUCCUGGAGGUGUAGGUGCCCAUGGUGCGCCUGGAUCCAAUGGCAAAGGAGGAGGGGGAUCUGCCAUAUCUUCUGGUACAGCCACCAUUCGUCGGACCCCAUCCUCCAAAACUGGCGUGAGACGCACCCCGUCUAACGUGGGUCCAAUUCACAUCCGUCCUCCUAUCGUUCCAGUCAAGACACCAACUGUGCCAGACUCGCCUGGCUUCCCCAGCCCUCCCCCAGAUCACAAUGGCAGUGAGGAAAGCUUGUACAAUGAGGAAUCUCUGGAGAACCUGGAGUUCAAAGCUUCGCCAAAGCGGAUGAGCCUGCCUAACCCAGUGGCUUGGGGCACAGGCACUGGGAUGCGUGUUCAUGUCCAGCACCCUGGAGCUAUGCCUCUCAGCACAGUGGAGGACCAGCUUCUGGCUGCCAAUCGCCACAGCCUGGUAGAGAAGAUUGGUGAGCUGGUGGCUAGUGCCCAUGCUCUUGGAGAUGGCCAGUUCCCAUUUCCGACAGAUGCCCAGGCUGGUCUAGGAUGCCAGCAAGACCCAGCACCCCUCUCAGAAGGUGACGAUAUUUUGAAAUCCAUCCGCAGAGGAGUGCGUCUCAGGAAAACGGUCUGUAAUGACAGGUCAGCACCCAGGAUCAUGCGAUAGCUUCACUGAGAUCUCAAUGAAGAUUCUGCACAAAGAAGAAUGCUUGUGUGUGUAUAUUAAACUGUUAAAAAUCAAUUGUGCAUAUUAAAUUACAAACAACUGGUGUCUAACAAAGGCAAGCCAGUGUAAUGUGAUGUAUAAAUGAGCACAAUUUCUGUAUGGACUAUUGAAGUUGGUAGGAAUACUACCAUCUAUUGGAAAGACAGACUAUAAUAAACUUACAGCUUAAGAGAUGAGAAUAUGUUCAAAGUACAUAUUAACAAUCUAGUCAUGUCCGGUAUCCUUUUCUGAGUUUUGAUUUGUAAUUACUAUGUUAAUCAUAUGUUAUUCAGCUGUAACUGACGUAAAGUGAAUUUGACUAAUUUCCUUUCUCCUUGGGUAAUGGCUUUGUAAAAACAAAAAAAAAAAACCCAAAGUGUCUUCUUGUUGUUCAAAAAGCUGUUGUGUUAAACAGCACCAACGUAGCCUACUCAUACUCACAGGGACCACAAGAACAAAGUACUGUGUAUAUACUGUAAACUGCCAAAUAAAACAAUUCAAGUGUA
Molecule: messenger RNA, 3289 nt
Organism: Ictalurus furcatus (blue catfish)
Lineage: Eukaryota; Metazoa; Chordata; Actinopteri; Siluriformes; Ictaluridae
Gene: mtss1la
Product: MTSS I-BAR domain containing 2a
Exons: 15
Coding region: 471-2744 (757 amino acids)
Biological process (GO): plasma membrane organization; cell projection assembly
Cellular component (GO): cytoplasmic side of plasma membrane; actin cytoskeleton
Molecular function (GO): phospholipid binding; actin binding
Source: RefSeq, a predicted model, not a curated record